AGUCACAGUCUGUUACCAACAUCUCCAAACAGAUUCACACAUCAGGCCAAGGCCCGGUGAUCCAUCCAACAACUCAACACAACAACAACAUCAACACUACAGUGACCUCGCCGCAUCAGACUCCGUCUCGUCGACAAGUUGUCACCACCAAACCCAACCACGACCGUCGUUGCAUGUUCCCAUGUCUUUGAGACAUCAGUACCCAAAGGACAGCUUUAACUCAGACACGGCCGACUGACAUCGACUUCAUGGAUCGAUACCCGGACGUACGAAUUGAGAACAUAGUCUACGACUCCUCACAUCACCACAAACACACAACAUCAUUGCCAACACCUCUUCCAUCACCAACCUUUGGCACCGAGUUUGAGCCUCAUCGUCGAUACUCGCACUCGCAUUCCCACCGAGGACAACUUGCUCCUCCGUCUCCAAGAGAUCUAGCAUUUUCAGAAACCUUCUCAUCUGGUACCAAGCACAACGACAAGAUGUGUACCCAGGAGAUUAGCCACAACACCUACGCCAGCGGGGCGCGGCCCGACGUCACCGAGACUGUUCACCUAUGCAGCAAGGGCUUCUGCGCUGUCCCCAAGAUCAAAGAGAUCUGGCAGGAGCUCCCCGACAAGUCGAGCAGAAGCGAGCCCAGGUACGGUGGAUACCUGCCUGCCCAUCUGCCGCCUACACCUCGCGAAUCCAAGGAGCCUUCGCCCGUGGGCAAGCGGGACUCUGGUUACCUCCAUGGCACUCGGUUCUCGGAGCCUUCGCGCUCCUCGAGACACAAUGACGACUACUCGAAUUACAAGUAUGGCAGCAGCCCAACUGACAGCAAGAACAAGUCGGAUGUUUACACACGUCCCUCCGUCGUGCUCACGCAGACCCUCGGUGUCCCUCACGAGGAUAAGACUCGUCGCCGCUCCCCUCACGAGCGCGACCCCAGCCCCAAGCGUGGCCCCGCUAUUCCCUACCGCGAACACUCCAAGAGCGACCGCGGUUACGAUGCUAUCGUGACUAACCUCGCUGACGAAGACCGUCGACGUCGUCGCGCUCACAAGUCCUCUGAUGCCGUUUCCACCACCGCCACCACCGGCAUCCCUACCUCCUCUCGCCCUCCCCUCUCGAGCUCCAACCCCGGCCGCUACGGAUCCAGCCCCAACGGCCCCAGCGGCAUGGACUCGAUCCGCCGUAGGAACAGCGUCUCUUCUCGCAACGAUGACACCGGCCGUACACCCCGCCCGAGAACCGCUUCUGGAGGAUCUCGCUCGCGCGCCUCGUCCGUCGGCGUCCGCUUCGCCGAUGAAGUCGAGUCCAAGAUCAGGCAGCAGAACGCCGAGAUCGCCAGCCGCUCCAACAAGCCGAGCACCGAGCAGGGUACUAACCAGCCUGAGCUCAAGGGCAUUCUCAAGAAGCCCGCUGGUGCCCGCGAGGAGAGCAACGAGCGCAGCAAGGAGAAGAAGGGAAAGGGAGCCGAGGUGGACAUGACCGUCGAGGAGUUGAAGAGGUCGGUGGAGAGCUUGGGGCUCAGGGGGUCUUCCAGCCGGGACAGGGAGAGGGAGAGCAACGUCUCUUCGUCUCUCACCGGGUCGAUGGGCGAAAUCGAUUACGAUCGGUUGAGGAGCAGGUUCGAUAGGGAUAAUGGUGGAAGCACUGGGCGGCAUGGAAGCCAUAGGGUGAGAGAGGUUAGGGAUGGUGACCGGCACCUCUAUUAUUGAGCGGUACCUGGGGGGAACGGGAGGAGCUUGUGAGGAGCGACCACGAUGAACGGAAACACGAAAAUCGACAAAAAAUUCGCUUCGACGGCAUGACCAAAAGGUCGUGCCACUGUAUUACUAGG
Neurospora tetraspora is the source of this 1825-nucleotide messenger RNA. RefSeq lists its product as uncharacterized. The record is from RefSeq and is a predicted model, not a curated record. NCBI's taxonomy places the organism in Eukaryota, Fungi, Ascomycota, Sordariomycetes, Sordariales, Sordariaceae. Bases 249 to 1703 code for a protein of 484 amino acids. The transcript has a single exon.